Messenger RNA from Hyaloscypha bicolor E, 2169 nucleotides. RefSeq lists its product as uncharacterized. The record is from RefSeq and is a predicted model, not a curated record. The transcript is spliced from 2 exons. The coding region runs from base 117 to 1979 and encodes 620 amino acids. NCBI's taxonomy places the organism in Eukaryota, Fungi, Ascomycota, Leotiomycetes, Helotiales, Hyaloscyphaceae.
GUUUCUUCUUGCCGCAUCACUCAGGUAAGGGGUUUUCACGUCACUCGAAAUGUAUUCCCACAACCUCUUUCUUUAUUCUUUCCCCUCAUGGGCUCCUCCUCGUUCCCUCCGAAAAGAUGCUUCCAUCUAUCUUCCUCCGCAUCCUGCAAACGUCCUUCUCCCCCCGCUUCAUCCACAUAGGCAGACUCGCCUUCCCCGUCGCCUUCCUAAUCUUCAUCUUCUACUUCACUCUCUCCCCUCACUCCACCUCUCCGUCCUCACAUUCCCUUUCCUCGUUCUCACUAGGCCUUAUUCCCUUCUCCUCGUCCUCCCGCAAAUCCGCGUUCAUUGGUAGCAUAUCUGCGACUGGAAUCGAUGGACCGUUUGACAAUUCGAGUUUGAUCGAGUUAUGCGCGAGUAGGAAAUGGGUGGACGGGUUGAUUUUCAAGUGUGAGGCACACGGAGGUGGGAUCGUGGAGGCUAGGAACGUAGUGUUGAAUUGCCUGAGGUUCGGUAUUGAAGCCGGUGCAACUAAUUUCAUAAUCCCCGAACUCCUCUCCCCAUCGGAUGUCAAAACCCCCACACCCCUCCCGUUCACCACGCUCUUCGACCUCCCUUACUUCACCAGCACCCUGAACACCGCGUGCCCCCGAAUGAACCUAAUCCCGCACAUCAACGAUUUAUGGGAUAAACCGUCAACUUCUCCGGCUGUUUCCAUCUCGCCAAACCAUUUCCCAUCAACACCGCAAAUUCCACUCUUACACGACAGCAUCCUCGCACACCCAGAAAACUGGACCUCAGCUUUCGCUAUCCAUUUGAAUGCGACUCAUCCACGCGCUCCUACAGCCCGACUACCGGUUCUAGUAAACUUGAGUCCGCCGCCGCUGCUGCAGUUCCCGAUAUCCUACGAUUCCGACCAUUUUAUCACCAAUUUUGGGAAGUUGGUUAGAACAGAAGAGCGUCUGAGGAGGAUUGCCGGGGCUGCGCUCUACGCAUUAUCUCAGAGACACGGAGUCGACUUGAGUCCGGAGAGUCGGAUAGAGAGGGGCAAAUUCUACGGUGCUGUCUUACCUGGAGUGAAGGGAGACAAAGAGGAAGCUGAGCAGGCAGCGAAAACCAAGUAUCGGGAGGAAUUACCGAAGAACUUGUUGCUGGCUGCAGGGCGCUCGAAUCUCUCGACUAUUUACUUAGCUACGCCGCAUUUCACGGAGCUGGAAGCGGAAUCGAUUAAAGCCUUUGCUGCGAAGGGCGAGGUGGAGAAUUUCAUCAUACUGGCGAGGAAUAGGAGUACGGCAGUCGAAACGGCGGAAGCUUUGCUAGGCGGACCCUUCCCGUCAUCAUUCGUCAACGACAAUGGCGAGCCCGUGGCGCCAGACUACAACGGGGCUAAGGGGUUUGAGGAGGAGUGGAAGGAAUAUCAAACCUUGACUUCCGAGCAGAAAGAAGCAGUUGAUUACGAGAUCUUACUUCGCAGCACACAACUUGGUGGCUCCUGGGAGACUGCCCUUUCAUGGGGCCCAGCAAUGCGUCGCCACAUCACUGCAUCCGGCGGAGCUGGGAAAUGGCGUUUCCUCCCCGGCUCUGCCAUCGGAACUUCUAAAUCUGGUUCGAAAUCCCGGGUUGGAAAUCCGGGAAAGAAGGGGACCAGGGAGGCGAUCUACAUCGACGCCGAAGAGGAGAUACGGAAGGAGAAAUUGAGGCAAGCUGGGUUUGCGAAGGUGGAAGCCGAAGAGAAGGCGCUGCAGAAGGAGAGCGAGAAAUGGACGGCGAAGGCGGACGCGCCUCCGGUGAUAACAGCUGGAGAGAGAGUGGAAGGGGGGAAGAACGAGGAGAAGGUGGAUGAGAAACUCGCCGCUACACAAGAUAGGAAAGUGGCGCUGAAGCCGAAACCGAAAUUGAAAGUUGAUGUGGGUGCAGAGCAUUGUUUUCGAGAUGAGUUAUCUGUGGUGUUUGGGCCGAAGGCCGAGGGGAAGGGGUGGGUUUUGGGGGGGUGGCCUUGAUUCCCGUCGAUUGCUGCUGGGGUGCUGGAAGGCGGGUGGGAUAAGGAAGGAGAUGGGAAUGUACAACAACAAGCUUCAGAACAUUCGUCAAACCAUGCAAUCAACAGCUUGCGAGAUUGAGUAUAAGCCAGCUCUGCAACAGUCACCGCCCUCCAAACAAAAUACGACAAACGACGCGGCUUGGCCAGCG